Molecule: messenger RNA, 723 nt
Organism: Arctia plantaginis
Lineage: Eukaryota; Metazoa; Arthropoda; Insecta; Lepidoptera; Erebidae
Source: the annotation of a GenBank genome assembly
AUGAUUUUUGUUAAAUCUCUUUCUUUUCUCCUCUUAUUUUUUGUAUUUAAGACAGCGCACAGCGAAUCAACAUGUACUUACAACGUCACAGAAUGUAUGACUAAAGGAGCACAACAUGUGUAUAAUUCUCUAGUAUCUGGGGUCAAAGAUCUUAUUGAACCAAUUGACCCCAUGCAUAUUGAGAAGAUUGACGCUGACUUUCCGGGAUUAAAAUAUCAAGUAACAAAUGUAACUCUGAAUGGAUUGAAAAAUUGUGCAGUUGAGCUGUUCAAGUCUGAUGAAAUAUCCUUUGAUUUUGAAUUGGAUUUACACUGUCCGAAAUUGGUUUUCACUUACCACUAUGUUGUCAAAGGCGUAAUUUUAACGUCAAUAGAAUUAGAUGGACAAGGUUAUGCAAAUAUUGCUCUAGACGAUUACUACAUAAAAAUUAAAGGAAAGUUCAAAAAGUUCAUUUCAGUAAAGGACCUAAAACCUCACAUAUCUAUUGUUAGUCACUUUAUAGAUACAGAUCUAAAAGGGAAGCUUAGAUUUGAAUCUGCUGAACUAAUAAACCCAGACAAAGCUAAAUCGGAUUUAGGAAAGAUCGCUAUUAAUGAAAACCACAAAGGUAUCGAAAUGCUCCUGCGGUCUCCGAUACUCGAGAGCUUCGUGAAAUUAAUUGUACAGAAACUGAACACAUACUUUGUAAACUUUUCUGUUGACGAAUUAUUUCCGCAAGAGUAA